UAGCUAGUUCCUCCACAGACCUACAAAACGGAAACGUGUGCGACCUCCGUCAACUGGUUGCACUCUCAAGCAGUAACCUGAUCUCGCGGAACAAUGCAACACCUGCUAGCCUCGCUGUAUUUAACCCUCUCUUAGUACAAUGAUUCCUGUUGCAAAUGAAAUUCUCUCUCUCUCACACACACACAGAAACACAUUAUCUCUCACAUCACAUAGACUGCUAGCUACUGUAAUGGAGCAGGAGCUCAGCCUUGAGCUAACCCUCCUCCACCGCUCGGUGUCGCCAGAGCUGCCCGGCUUCUUCGUCUGCAUGUACUGCGACCGCAAGUUCUACAGCUCGCAGGCGCUCGGCGGCCACCAGAACGCGCACAAGUACGAGCGCAGCCUGGCCAAACGCCGGCGGGAGAUCGCUGCCGCCAUGCGCGCGCACGGGGCGGCCGCCACCGGAGCCCGCGACACCGGCGCCAGUCACGGGGGCGCCGGAGUCGUCGUCGUUGAUGCAGAUAAGAGGUCGAGGCAGGACAAGCAACAAGCUGCUACUCUACCGCCGGUGCCUGAUCUGCGGAGCAACAAGAAGAGGCGGUCGGAGAACGGCUACGGCGUCGAGCGCGCCGAUGAGCUGGACCUAUCCCUCAGGCUUUGAUUGGUUCCUCUUCCUGCCUCACCUUUAAUUCGCCCGUGUUUGCUUAGAUAAUUCGAUCUGUAUGAUGAGUCUUAGUCAGCUGUUUCGUGGUAUCUCUUUCGGUGUUGGAUGCAUCAAUUCCUCAUGUGGUUGUAUUCGUCUGAUGGAAUUUCUUGGAUGAACUGUUAUCGAUCCAUCCUGCUAUCCAAAGGGCGUGGUAUUUGGUGUGCUCUUCAGUUGUUUCCUCUUUGUUCUCAAUUAGCUAUGGAUUUUAGCAUGCAUCUUUAAUUGAAAUGAAAUAUUAAUCUGCUGGGAGCUUCUUCAAGAGAUUCAAAA
Phragmites australis (common reed) is the source of this 955-nucleotide messenger RNA. Its product is annotated as zinc finger protein 4-like. Gene Ontology annotation, biological process: negative regulation of abscisic acid-activated signaling pathway. The record is from RefSeq and is a predicted model, not a curated record. The transcript has a single exon. Bases 140 to 640 code for a protein of 166 amino acids. Lineage: Eukaryota; Viridiplantae; Streptophyta; Magnoliopsida; Poales; Poaceae.